Umbelopsis ramanniana AG is the source of this 4058-nucleotide messenger RNA. RefSeq lists its product as uncharacterized. NCBI's taxonomy places the organism in Eukaryota, Fungi, Mucoromycota, Umbelopsidomycetes, Umbelopsidales, Umbelopsidaceae. The coding region runs from base 342 to 3875 and encodes 1177 amino acids. Gene Ontology annotation, molecular function: calcium ion binding. The record is from RefSeq and is a predicted model, not a curated record. The transcript is spliced from 17 exons.
GAAGUUAUGCUUUAUCUCUCUCCUUAAAAGAUGACUCUUUCCUCAUAAAUUCAUCAUUUACACGCGAAAAAGAAUGUGUGCACAUCCAUAGAACAGAAUGCCAUCGAUCAAUUCUGUAAUAGGUGGUAGAAUCGCAGUGAAGUUCAAUAUCGACACCAUUAAGCCUUUCUUUAUUUACUCAAAGAUAUUGGCCAUUCGAAAAUAAGGAAGAGACCAGCACUCACUUCUUUCAUCAAAUGGAAUCCACAAAGAAAAAAAAUUGGGUUGAGCGGGCGGGGGUGGACACGUCUGUUUAAAAGUACCAGCUGCUUUUUUGCCCUUGACUGGAAACAACUUUCCCAAUGGCAAACAAUCCAUUGUCAGAUCCUCCUCGGAAUGUCUUCACCUUACCAACGCCGACUGAUAUGUCUCUCAACCCAUUCUGGUCGACCAUGAGACAAAAUGAGAACUUUAUACUACAAAAGUCAACAACUUCCGGAGCACCUCUGUUCAAGAACGUACUGAGAACCAUUGCCAAUGUAUUUGACACAAACCAACCACCAUACCGAAUAUUGUUUCAAAGAGAAGUUAAUACUACGUGUUUGCUGCUUGCAACGGCCGAAACUGAAAGUGUUAUUGAAAAUGCAUGGAAUUGGAUUGUGGAGAAAAUGAUACCGCAACUGGACCACGUCGAUGACCCCUACGAUAAAGAAGAAUGGGUAGCUUCCAAAAUACAACAUAUAGUAACCCACAUUGACGCAGGAGGAGAUGAGACGUCAGCCGAUGAGAAAGUCCGUAACGCAUCCCGCAGCUUUCGCCAAAACUUCGAUAUACCACCCACUGAAAGACUUGUGAGCUAUUAUUCCUGUGCCUAUAAUGGUCGGCAAGGUUGGCUCUAUAUCAGUGAGAACUACUUGGGCUUCUAUUCCUUUCUGCUUGGAGUGGAGACCAAGGUGUUGGUUGAGUUAAAGGAUAUUCAAGAUAUGAAAAAGGAAAAGUCCAAGCGAAACAUGUUCUCCGAUUCUUUGUUAAUAGCAACCAAAGAUAAGCAGGAGCAUCAUUUCACGAACUUGUUCAGGCGAGAUGAGACAUACGAUGUUCUGGUGCAGCUAACCGGGUUGGCCAUUGAAAGGUUGUUAACAAACACUGGCACUCGUGCUCCAGGUACGCCUUCUUCGCCACACUUGUCAGGAAAUGCACCAGGCAGCCCAGCACCUUCCAAAAGUGCCACCACCACGUCAGAAUCCCUCUUGACCGCACCGCUUCGAAUAAAGAUGGAGACUCAAAAGCGAAACGAGGCCUUUGCAAAGCAGUUCAGACUACCUCUGACUGAAACUUUGCAUGAGACGGUCAAUGUAUUAUGCAUACGGCCAAACGAAAGAGAAGGACGCAAAACCGACGUUUAUCAAGGCACUGUAUAUCUGUCGGAUAGUUUCGUUGCUUUUGAAUCUGCAGAUCGCCAGCCAGCACCUCAGCAAAACUCACCCGCCUGCUGGUUUGUUAUGCCACUGUUUACCGUACGACGAGUUGAGCGCUUGAACAGCGGAUCUUACGCAUAUUCGCUUUCUCUCACUACCUGGCACAAAAUGGAAAUAAUUUUCGAUCUUCAGGCAGAGAAGGUUGAAUGUGAACAAUUUUGCAGCACGUUGAAAACAAACUUGAAGGAUCAGGUAGAUUUGAUGAAACGACUAAAACCUUUCCUAGCGACAUGUUGGUCCGAAUUCUUGUUGAAGCAAAGCAGUGCAUGGCCUACAGACGACAACGGUCCGCUCAGGGGUGGAUUAGGACUACAGUUUGGCUUCCCAGGAGAUGUUCGAGAACUGCAGGAUAGAGACAAAAUGGGCAUGUGGAAGCAGUAUUUUGAAGGCAAUGGUCGUAACCUGACGAUGAUUCGGUUACCGACAUUUGGCAAACUUGUUCGUAUUGGACUACCAAACACGCUUCGAGGAGAAGUAUGGGAAAUGUGUGCUGGCUCCGCUUACCUUAGGUUCUACAAUCCAGGCGAAUACGAACGUAUACUGAAGGAAUACGAAGGCGAAACCUCACAGUCGACUGAAGAAAUCGAGAAAGAUCUCAAUAGGUCUUUACCUGAAUAUGCCGCCUAUCAGAGCGAAGAUGGGAUUAAUAAGUUGCGGCGUGUAUUAACCGCUUAUUCAUGGAAGAACCCAGCGCUGGGCUACUGUCAAGCUAUGAACAUCGUUUGUUCCGCGUUACUGAUCUAUAUGAGCGAAGAGCAAGCUUUCUGGACCUUAACGACACUCGUUGAUAACUUUUGUCCCGGGUAUUACAGUACUUCAAUGUAUGGUGCAAUGCUCGAUCAAAUUAUCUUUGAGCACUUGGUGGCGAAAACUAUGCCCAUACUAGAUAGUCAUAUCAAGAAGAUUGACGUCCAACUGUCCAUUGCUUGCCUGCCCUGGUUUUUAAGUCUUUUCGUCAAUUCCAUGCCUCUCUUAUAUGCCUUUAGAGUGCUGGAUUGUUUCUUUAUGGAAGGACCCAGGAUUCUAUUCCAGAUUGGACUUGCCAUUCUGAAGGUCAAUGGGGAUGAAUUAUUGAAGACUACAGACGAUGGUCAAUUUUUCGAUAUUCUGAAGAGCUAUUUCACCACACUGGAUCAGCCCGUGAGACAUAAACUCAGAACCAAGUCGCGUAGCAAGAUUACUAACUUUACUAUUCUCAUGAGAACCGCAUACCGAGAAUUUUCUCUUGUCACAGACGAGAUGGUGAUGGACUUGCGACGUACUCACAAGCUGAAGGUGAUAGCAGGCGUUGAGUCUUUUGCUAAACGAACAGGUAUCCGAAAUCUUCAGGAUACAGCGCAUUUCUCCAAAGAUGAGGUAUCCGACAUUUACGACAAGUUCUUUGGUGCACUGUACUACACUGAGAAGAAGGGAGACAAGAGUGACACUACCAUGGACGAGCCAACAUUUAGACGCUUCUUGGCCAGCAUAACCACUUGGGUGGAUAAAGGGUUCCGACCAGGCGCUAACAACAGCAGCGAGAUUAUUGCCAUGGAGAAAAGCUUUGUGCAUAGAUUAUAUGUUCAUUUCGAUCGCAGCAAGGAAGGCGUAUCACUGCAAGAUGCUGUGCUGGGUCUUAGCGACGUAUUCCAUGGUGGCAUCAUGAGCAUAAUAGACCUAUUUUUCAACCUAUACGAUUCUGAUAAUGACGGCACUCUCAGCAUCAAGGAUUUACUGGAAAUGUCAAAAGAGCUGCUUUGUCUCUACCACAUUAUGCAAAUCCUCGAUUCCCAGCAUUUAAGCAGCAUAACGUCGUUACUCCUUAACGCGUAUGAGCAGUACGAAAUUGUCAGUGGACAGGAAACUUCGGAAGACAAACGAUCAGAACGAGUAGCAAAAUACACCUUGGCGGAUGAUACACCAUUGGAGACACUUAUGAUGCAUUUGGAUGUGAUGUUGAACGGCGCAGAUGCAUUGGAGCUCAGUUUACCGUCUUUCCGAAUGGUAGUGCUCACAGACGAAACUUUGGAGAUUUUCUUCUCCAGUAACUUUCCAGAGAGCUUUACACUCAAGAAGGCGUUGGUCGAUAGCCAAAAGAGCCUUGGACGAGAAAUCUUUAAUCAUCUAUUUGCUAGUGGCCAAACUCUGGCAUCUCGCAAGCCUGCUCUAAGCAUAAAGUCUCAGUCUCCAUCAUUAUCGCCUUCCGUUUCUCAAGUCACCAACUCUCCUUCAAGUGCCAGAAGCUCUCCAUCCAUGGCUCCUUCAGCUGCUAGCGAAGAUCUUAUUGAUCUAUUGGAUUCUGCCAGCUUGGGCUCCUCAAGCAAGAAAGAUACCGAACAGAGCACUUCCACGUCAACCACUAAGACUAAUAUACCAUUAGAUGAACUUUUCAGUGAACUGGAACACUUUGAAACAGAGGACGGCUUUCAACUAAUAUAAUCGUUUAGUGAUAGAUAAUGUAGUCUAUCGUAAGGUAGCCUGCAUUAUGUGUGUCGACCGAUGUUUGUCAUUUGCUAAGAAAUACCCCACAAUUACCCUCUGCUUUUUUUGUAAUUGACCAUACUUUUAUUAAAAUUUGGUGCGGUUGGAUUGGAUCGUCACAAAAUUAUCAACGUCUACAAG